Messenger RNA from Exaiptasia diaphana, 2501 nucleotides. RefSeq names its product tyrosine-protein phosphatase non-receptor type 9. The record is from RefSeq and is a predicted model, not a curated record. Gene Ontology annotation, biological process: protein dephosphorylation. Gene Ontology annotation, molecular function: protein tyrosine phosphatase activity. NCBI's taxonomy places the organism in Eukaryota, Metazoa, Cnidaria, Anthozoa, Actiniaria, Aiptasiidae. The transcript has 11 exons. Bases 9 to 1886 code for a protein of 625 amino acids.
UUAACAAAAUGGCGGAUGAUCAGCCGUUCUGUACAGACACMGAGCUGGAGGCUAUCAAGAGUUUUUUGACCCAAGUGAACAGUGAUCGCGCUCAAUUUGGCCUCAGCCCCGUCGGGACUUCGACUGCCACCAAAUUUUUGAUCGCUCGUAAAUUUGACGUCGAAAGAGCAAUAUCUUUAUACAAAAACCACCAGGAAAAAUGCAGUUUUUAUGGCUUACAUGAAAUGUUUCCAUAUGAUGACCCAAUGAAACAGGAACUACUUUCAGGAAAAUUCACAAUAUUGGAAAAGCCUGAUCCUGAAGGAGCGGCCAUAGCAGUAAUAGAGGCAAAGCUUCAUUUUCCUGAAUUGACAAGCCAUGAAACUGUAAUCAAAUGCAUGGUUUUUCAACUUGAUGAAGCAACUAAAAGUCUUACAACACAGAAAAGUGGUCUUAUUCUCCUCUAUGACAUGAGUAACUCUUCAUAUAGAAACUUUGAUUAUGAACUUAGCCAGAAGGUGCUUGAACUACUCAAAGGCUGUUACCCAGCACGACUAAAACGAGUUUACAUCAUAUCUCCACCUUUAUGGUUCAAAGCAAUUCUCAUCAUACUAUCGAGCAUAUUGCGUGAAAAAAUACGUGAAAGAAUCGAAAUAGUGUCAUCUGAACAGCUUAAAGAAAAACUUCCAAUAGAAAUCAUCCCCAAAAGUCUUGGAGGGAUUCUGACAGUUGAUCACUUAGCAUGGUUAAAUAAAUGCCUUGCCUCAUAUGCUGCAAAUCUUGGAGUAAAUGAUGUGCCGCCAGAAGUUCCCCGACGUAUUCCACGUGUUCAAAAUGGUUGGAAUUCAACUGUUGGAGAGAGAAAUGAUGAAGGAAGACAACCAUGCUGUGAUGAUGGGAGUAAUUCAGAGGAUUUUUAUGAUUUUGGGGAUCCAGUUAUGAGUAUUAGUGAGUUUAUUCAGCAUAUGAAAGGACUAGGGAAAAAAGGAAUCAAAGCACAGUAUUUGGAACACAAGAAUACACCAGUUGAUGGAGUUUUUGACAAAACUAGACUCCGAGUCAAUAUCAGGAAAAAUCGCUACACUGAUGUACUAUGUUUGGAAGCUACAAGAGUUCCAUUGACUCCUGUCGACGAGGAUGAUUUUUCUGAUUAUAUUCAUGCAAAUUAUGUGGAUGGUUACAAGCAGAAAAAAGCAUUCAUUGCUACACAAGGUCCACUACCAAACACAACUGGCGACUUCUGGCGGAUGGUAUGGGAACAAGAAGCUCUUGUAAUAGUCAUGAUCACUAGAUGCUUUGAGAGAAAUCGCAUCAAGUGUAAGCGAUACUGGCCAGAAAACAAUGACUCUGAUGCGUACAUGUAUCUUCGAGUUCAACACAUUGAAACACAAGAAUAUGAAGACCAUAUUGAGAGAAUCUUUGAGAUAUCAAAUACUGAGACAAAUGUAAGUCGUACAAUCAUGCACUUUCAAAUGACAUCUUGGCCAGAUUUUGGGGUUCCGUCCUCUGCCGAGUCAUGUCUACACAUUUUGAGUCUGGUCCGUCAAGCCCAGUCRUCAGCUGUGAUGGCUUUAGGAUCGACAUGGACUGGACAUCCUGCUGGACCACCUGUUGUUGUUCACUGCAGUGCAGGAAUCGGUCGCACAGGAACAUUCUGCACCACGGAUAUCAAUAUUGAACGAAUGAAGGACAGAGGAAAAUGCGAGAUAUCAAAUACAGUAAAGUAUCUCAGGAAACAGAGGGCACAUAUGAUACAAACCCCUGAUCAAUAUGAGUUUUGUCACUUGGCUGUGCUAGAGUUUGCAUUAACUCUUCCUAGCAUAUCAAUGGCUGAAAAGCAACAGAUUUCUGAGUUCUUGGAAGAGUGGAGAAAUACCCAGGAUGGGUCGUCAGAAGAAAGCGACUAAUUUUACUUGUAAUUUAGAAAAUUUGAGAUGAUUUCAAAAUAAUCAUAUAUUAUUAGGGAGUGGAACUUUACAGAAAGAUUGCAUAUUCCCAAUGGACAACCUAUAACCAAACACAUGGUACAUGUUGUCAGGAGUUGUUUUUUUUUCAUGAAAAAAUGGUACAGAUCAUUUUAAGUUCCACUACUAGUAUUUCCACUUCUGAAUCAAUACAAAUGUGAAAAUCAAAUCAGCUAGUAUAUUAUUUUCUUUUUCGAAAAUUUUUUUUUAUUUAAAGUUGAGAGCAAAUUGGAUAAGUACAUAAAAGAAACUGAAUUUAUUUUAAAAAUAAGAAUGGCUCCUCUUAUGAUCCAAUGGGGACAAAAAUGAAAUGGUAGCUUGUGCUGCAGCUAAAGAAUUGUUUUGACCUUGUUGUAAUGUUAUUUUUUUAUUAGAGCAAACACAGGAAAACCAUGAAAAUCAAACUAAAUAUUCACAAAUAGCGGCUAUUUAGAGACAAUUUGUCAGUAUCAAUGAACCAGAACACAAUAAUAAUAAUGGAAACUUUAUUUGUUUAUAGAUUCAUACAGUUGAAAAUCUCACUACGUAUAGGCAAUUUACAACUGGCUACUUGAAUUG